AGAUGGCUGGACGUGCUCUUGUCGUGAUGAGGUUGCUGCUCCUACCUUUAUUCCAGUCAGGUUUAGAUGGAGAGGUUAGCUUGAUGUUUCCCGGAGGGACUUAUGAUAUUAGCUUCCCAUGUGGUAAAAAUGCCUGCUAUGAAGCGUGGUAUUUUAGUGCAAGAGAUAGAGGAGAGACCAUUGCCGUAAUACGUAAUGGAGAACUCCGGGUGUCUAAACCAGAAGCUGGCAACUCAAGGUGCACUCUGCAAAAAGAUCAGAUGGGGGAGGAUGUUGGACAUCAGCGCUGCCCAGACAGUUCAGCACCAGAUAUAAUCCUCAGGCCUGGCGAAGCGGUGGCGCUGCAGUGUGUCCUUCUCAGCUACGUCAAGACAAGUCAGUGCCGCACAACGCAGCGAAAACAGAUCACACUGGCGUGGGUAGAGGAAGCCAAUGACCACAUACAGGAGGACUCCCAACCUCAGAUAAACCAGCGUUCUCUUUGCGAUAUCACCCUGACUCUGAUCCCCCGGCGUCCUGCAAAUAAAACGUUUAGCUGCCUGGUGACUGUGGGGGGACAACAGGCCCGAGUGGAUUUCUGGAUCAAAGUGCUAGGUCAGUCGAUGGUUGGUCUUCAUCACUCGUCUCUUAUGUGUUCAUGA
Cololabis saira (Pacific saury) is the source of this 641-nucleotide messenger RNA. RefSeq lists its product as uncharacterized. The record is from RefSeq and is a predicted model, not a curated record. The transcript is spliced from 3 exons. The coding region runs from base 3 to 641 and encodes 212 amino acids. Lineage: Eukaryota; Metazoa; Chordata; Actinopteri; Beloniformes; Belonidae.